AUGCAAACACAAUCCUGGGAAACUGGCAACGCAAUCCAGAAACUCAUGCAAAGUAACAACCACCCUGCUGCUCCCUUCCUGAGUUGGGAUUGGCGCAUUCAAGCAAAUGAGAAGUCGCGAACAUCAGUUGAUUGGUGUCUUGGCUUGUUGGACUCAAAACAGCUCUUGGGAGGUUUUCAGGAUUUAGAAAGAAUUCAUACAACCUUACCACAAAAACUGAGUCUUGGUGUCAGGUCUGAUAACCCACUUGGUUCUGCUUCUCAAACUGAAGGUGUGUCGACUCCCAAAAAAACCAACGGUUUUGAAGGAUCAACUCCCAAACCUUUGGAGGGAAGAAAAAAAGGGUAUUUGGAAGUCCUAGGACUGUCUGCAGAUGGUCCUCAAGACGUCCUGGACGUUUGGGAGUCGAUCCUCCACUUUUUGGGAGUCGAUUAG
Molecule: messenger RNA, 435 nt
Organism: Puccinia graminis f. sp. tritici CRL 75-36-700-3
Lineage: Eukaryota; Fungi; Basidiomycota; Pucciniomycetes; Pucciniales; Pucciniaceae
Exons: 2
Coding region: 1-435 (144 amino acids)
Source: RefSeq, a predicted model, not a curated record